Molecule: messenger RNA, 789 nt
Organism: Helobdella robusta
Lineage: Eukaryota; Metazoa; Annelida; Clitellata; Rhynchobdellida; Glossiphoniidae
Exons: 5
Coding region: 1-789 (262 amino acids)
Biological process (GO): sodium ion transmembrane transport
Cellular component (GO): membrane
Molecular function (GO): ligand-gated sodium channel activity
Source: RefSeq, a predicted model, not a curated record
AUGGACUCAGCAAAAAAUAUGGCCUAUAGACAGCUCAGCUCUGUCGUCAACCCAUCCAUCUCUACAAAUUUCGAACCGCCAACGAUAAUCAACGGCAGUCAGUUCAACAGGACGACUCUUAGCGAUAAUUUUCAGAAGCAAGAACAAUUCUUCGAAAGAAUUGCUACACUGUCGACUUCUGAGCAGAAAUCUUAUGGGUACAGUGUGAGUGACUUGAUAAACUACUGCACAUACAUGGGGGAACGGUGUGAUUUAUCCAAUGAUUUUGAAAGUUUCUACAACCCCUUACACGGGAACUGUUAUGUUUAUAACUCUGGUUGGAACGAUUCCAAACAAAUAGUGACGGCCACCAGGGAAGGUCCAAAAAACGGUUUGGAGAUGGUUGUGAAUAUCGAUCAGAUGGAUUACGUGAAGCAAGCAGGAAGUCUGGCAGGGAUCCGUGUCGUCAUCCUCGACCAGAAUCAGAUGCCGUUUCCUGAAGACGAGGGAGUCUCAGUUGGCCCUGGACAAUUAACUUACAUCAGUUUACAACGGCACGAGAUAAAUCGGUUGGGCUCUCCUUACGGCAGCUGCACCGAACAGUUGUUUGACCCAUUCACCAGUGCAUAUUCCGCAUUCUACAACGUUCAAUAUCGGGCCAAAGGUUGUGAGUACACGUGCUAUCAAAAAAAAAUUAUGCACGAGUGUGGAUGCAUAGAUUUCAGUUAUCUUAAUAUAACUGCCUUAAUGGAGAAUAUCAACGCCGACAACAUGAGCUUGUGUCAGUCUGGGAACUUCGAACAAGGUUGA